AAAACAAUUAUAAAAAAAAUAUAGUUUAUCUUUGUGUGGUUUGACCGUAUCGUGAAUUUUAUAGAAUCAGUUAAGAAGGAUACGAGCGCAUCAUGGAUCACACAGAAUUUCGCGUAAAAGCAAAAGAAAUGGUGGAUUACAUAGCAGAUUAUCUCGAAAACAUCAGAGAUCAUCGCGUGUAUCCUGGAGUCCAACCAGGAUACCUCCACAAGCGGCUGCCCACUGAAGCGCCGCAACUGCCUGAGAAAUGGGAUGACAUAUUCAAGGAUGUGGAGGAUCAUAUUAUGCCUGGGAUCGUCCACUGGCAGAGUCCCCACAUGCACGCGUACUUCCCAGCGCUUACCUCCUACCCCUCCAUAAUGGGAGAAAUGCUAUCUAGUGCGUUAAAUGUUCUGUGUUUUACUUGGGCGUCAUCUCCAGCUGGGACUGAACUGGAGACCAUAGCUAUGAACUGGCUCGGCAAGCUGCUGGGUCUUCCCGAAUGUUUCCUAAACGAGAAGAACGAUAGUCCUGGAGGUGGAGUAAUUCAAACAACAGCAAGCGAAGCAACAUUGGUAAGUUUGCUGGCUGCAAGAACUCGAGCCCUCAUGGAGUUGGCGAGUCUGAACCCUGACCUGCAAUCAUCGGAGCUGCUGGGACAUUUGAUAUGUUACUGUUCUGACCAAGCCCAUUCUUCAGUUGAAAAGGCUGGUUUAAUUGGUCUGGUAAGGAUGCGCUACAUCGAGUCUGAUGAAAAUCAAUGUAUGCGUGGCGCGAAGCUUGAAGAAGCUAUCCUCAACGAUAAGGCCAAGGGAUUGGUGCCGUUCUGGGUUUGCGCCACUUUAGGCACCACUGGUUCGGUUGCGUUCGACAACCUCCGGGAGAUAGGCGAGGUCUGUGAGAAGCAUUCCGCGUGGUUGCACGUGGAUGCUGCAUACGCUGGCAGCUGUUUCAUCUGCCCGGAAUACAGGCACUGGCUGGACGGAGUGGAUUUGGCAGAUUCGUUUGCAUUCAAUCCUUCGAAAUGGCUCAUGGUGAACUUUGAUUGUACGGCUAUGUGGGUUAGAGACAGCACUGCAUUGCACAGGACGUUCAACGUAAACCCAAUUUAUCUACGACAUGAGAAUUCUGGAAAAGCAAUCGAUUAUAUGCACUGGCAAAUCCCUUUGAGUCGUCGUUUCCGAGCUCUGAAACUUUGGUUUGUGUUAAGAAGCUACGGGGUUGUUGGCUUGCAGAAACAUAUUCGUGAGAGCGUCCGCUUAGCUCAAAAGUUUGAGGCAUUAGUUCUUGCUGAUCAGCGUUUUGAUAUACCACAGCCGAGAAAUUUGGGAAUGGUGGCAUUCCGUCUGAAGGGUGAUAAUACCCUUACUGAACGCCUGCUCAAAAAGCUUAACGGUCGAGGUUACAUUCAUGCAGUACCUGCGUGCUUUAAAGGAGUUUAUGUUAUACGAUUCACUGUCACGUCUCAAAGAACUACCAAUCAAGAUAUCCUUGAUGAUUGGAACGAAAUAAAGAAGGUUGCUUCUGAAAUAUUGGUGGACAUGUUCGGUUCUGAAAAUGGAAAUAUCGUCAUACAUAAAAAGCCAAGGAUCUCAUUGAAGGAAACACGUGAACUAAACGCGACAUUCGGAACGAGCCUCCUUCUCGCCAACAGCCCAAUGAGCCCGAAGAUCGUAAAUGGUACCCAUGUCGCUAUUUGUGAUUACGAGCAAGUGCUCUCAUCUUGUGCGCAAACUUUUGCGCAGUUGAAAAUGGAACCAAAGGACAGCCCUGAAAUGCGUAGACGAGUCCGCGGUAUACGUAUGUGCGGGAAGAAGUUUUCUCUGGAUUCUUAUAUGGACAUGGUGCAGGGGCUCAUGGUGGAGCAGUCGCUUCCUCAGUGCUCGGAAGAGGAGAGGGAUGACGCUUCUAAUGGGUCAAGCCCUGGCGAAAAAUCCUCCGUAUCAACAUCGCCAGCUACAUCUAGUAUGACGAUUAAACACGAUAGCAAUUUUGAUAUGAACCAACUACAAGUACCUGCAACGCCAUCCAGACAAUACAGAUCUAAGUCCAUUGAUGUGUCACUAGCAGACUUGAAGCUAGACGAGGCAACUGUAUCAAUUGAUAUGAAGAAUAAUGAAAUAGUAAUAACUCCAACUGGUUCAAAGAAAAUAGACGAUCAAGUACGUUUUAAUGCUGCUGAAGAGAAAUUGAACAUAGGUGAUAGGAUCAAUCAAGCAUUUGAAAAUUUCCAAAGCAGUUUGCGUGAUAAUCAUAACGAAACUAACGAUAAAAUUGACGAUAAAGGCGACGAAUCUAAUUCUAAGCUUACUAUUAAAGGGCCGGGUAGUUAUAUAAAGAAACUAAUACAACAGUUCAGUGAAGGUCCGUUUGAAUCAGACGAACCGAAGCCUGACGUUGAAAAAGCAGUUUCAACGCAAUCUAUAAAAGACAGGGCUGAUGCGAUUUGCAAGAAAUGCUUUCAUUAUAAAGGUAAAAUGAAUAAUUAGGACAAUAUAUAAUAAUUAUCUUAUAAACGAUAUAAUCAUUGUUGGUUAGGUAGGAAAUUGAAUGUGCUUUGAUAUUAGAAACAUAUAAUCGUAAUAAU
Messenger RNA from Vanessa atalanta (red admiral), 2566 nucleotides. It is a transcript of the gene Hdc, whose product is annotated as histidine decarboxylase. The record is from RefSeq and is a predicted model, not a curated record. The transcript is spliced from 18 exons. The coding region runs from base 93 to 2468 and encodes 791 amino acids. Gene Ontology annotation, molecular function: pyridoxal phosphate binding; histidine decarboxylase activity. Lineage: Eukaryota; Metazoa; Arthropoda; Insecta; Lepidoptera; Nymphalidae. Gene Ontology annotation, biological process: histamine biosynthetic process; L-histidine catabolic process.